Messenger RNA from Asterias rubens (European starfish), 1776 nucleotides. RefSeq lists its product as uncharacterized. Lineage: Eukaryota; Metazoa; Echinodermata; Asteroidea; Forcipulatida; Asteriidae. The record is from RefSeq and is a predicted model, not a curated record. The transcript is spliced from 2 exons. The coding region runs from base 173 to 1237 and encodes 354 amino acids.
GGCGUGGUGCCCCCCCCCCCCCCCUCCUUCAUUUUGUGUCUUCAUUGCUUUCUGGAAAUCUCAGGAAUUCUUUAGAGGACUUUAAAGGUUUAUUUCUGUACAAUAGGAAUAGAGAGUUCAAGUUGAGGAACUCUUUUCUUUAAGGAGGGGAACCCUCUGCAACAUACAAGGCAUGGUUUUCACUGGUAGAUCCAGGAUUCUUAGUAAGAGCAGGAGUGUUCAAGUACCGGUAAAGGAACUCUUUCUUUUGAGGAUGGGAACCCUCUGCAACAUACCACAAGGCAUGGUUUUCACUGGUAGAUCCAGGAUUCUUAGUAAGAGCAGGAGUGUUCAAGUACCGGUAAAGGAACUCUUUCUUUUGAGGAGGGGAACCCUCUGCAACAUAUUACAAGGCAUGGUUUUCACUGGUGGAUCCAGGAUUCUUAGUAAGAGCAGGAGUGUUCAAGUACCGGUAAAGGAACUCUUUUCUUUGAGGAUGGGAACCCUCUGCAACAUAUUACAAGGCAUGGUUUUCACUGGUGGAUCCAGGAUUCUUAGUAAGAGCAGGAGUGUUCAAGUACCGGUAAAGGAACUCUUUUCUUUGAGGAUGGGAACCCUCUGCAACAUACAAGGCAUGGUUUUCACUGGUAGAUCCAGGAUUCUUAGUAAGAGCAGGAGUGUUCAAGUACCGGUAAAGGAACUCUUUUCUUUGAGGAUGGGAACCCUCUGCAACAUACAAGGCAUGGUUUUCACUGGUAGAUCCAGGAUUCUUAGUAAGAGCAGGAGUGUUCAAGUACCGGUAAAGGAACUCUUUUCUUUGAGGAUGGGAACCCUCUGCAACAUAUUACAAGGCAUGGUUUUCACUGGUGGAUCCAGGAUUCUCAGUAAGAGCAGGAGUGUUCAAGUACCGGUAAAGGAACUCUUUUCUUUGAGGAUGGGAACCCUCUGCAACAUACAAGGCAUGGUUUUCACUGGUAGAUCCAGGAUUCUUAGUAAGAGCAGGAGUGUUCAAGUACCGGUAAAGGAACUCUUUUCUUUGAGGAUGGGAACCCUCUGCAACAUAUUACAAGGCAUGGUUUUCACUGGUGGAUCCAGGAUUCUCAGUAAGAGCAGGAGUGUUCAAGUACCGGUAAAGGAACUCUUUUCUUUGAGGAUGGGAACCCUCUGCAACAUAUUACAAGGCAUGGUUUUCACUGGUGGAUCCAGGAUUCUUAGUAAGAGCAGAAAGAAGAAGAGAAAGACAUAUACAUGUAUAUAAAGCAGAGCAGCCCAAGAGCACCUAUAGGGUAAAUUUACAAGUAGGGGUAUGUACAAGGCAAUCCAAUGGAUCCACCAAUGAACUCCAAUGUACUAUUGAUUGCUGAUAGGUUCAGAUGUAAUGUAUUGAAUAUUGGACUCGCUACUGCCGAGGGUAAUGUAUAACCGUGAGCAGGCUUGGCGAGAUGCAGAUUUUCAAAUUUGCGCUUUACAUUUUUAUUCUCAUCACCUUGAUCCAAAUGUUAUAUUAUCAGCAAUUGCCACCUCCAUCAGACCCAUCCACACUAUCGAUGAGAACUUAGCCUCAAUGACCUAUCAUGAUUCAGUCAGUUCUUGUAUUUCCAUCCAAAACUCAACUGAGGCUUGAAACAAAGGAGGAACGGGCUGGUCCCUUUAUUUAUACGGAGUGUGAGUAUUCCUUUACUGUUAUUUAAUGCAGGGGGGUCAAACCAAAAUGGCUACAGCAUAAACAAGGUGUACUCGGCGCUAUCUAAAAUAAACUAAACAUAAAUGCCUAAAGUAUCGCCGCAGGCAUUACAC